Nothobranchius furzeri (turquoise killifish) is the source of this 4639-nucleotide messenger RNA. RefSeq names its product TEPSIN adaptor related protein complex 4 accessory protein (gene tepsin). The record is from RefSeq and is a predicted model, not a curated record. NCBI's taxonomy places the organism in Eukaryota, Metazoa, Chordata, Actinopteri, Cyprinodontiformes, Nothobranchiidae. Gene Ontology annotation, cellular component: trans-Golgi network membrane.
UGAUUGGCUGUCAACUAAAGUCCCGCCCUCCUUUAGCAGCAGGAAAAUGAGUAACCUGCAGCUUGGUUUGCUAAAUCAUGGCUUCAUUUAUGGAACGAAUAGCUUUUCUUCAGAAAGUUCCCAUCCUGAUGAAAGCUACAGCAGAUGAUGAAACGCCCUGUCCUGGCUACGUUUUCCAGGAGAUUGGCAAAAUCUGCCACGAGUCUUUAGGUUAUGGUCAGUGUUUGUUGGAAUACCUUCUGGAGAGGCUCCAAGUCGAGUCCUGCCAUGUUAAACUAAAGGUGCUAAAGAUCUUCGUCCAUCUCUGUGGUCAUGGAUCGAAGCCUUUCCUCACGGAGCUCAGAAGGAAUUCCACCUUCAUCCAGCAAGCAUCAGUUUACAGUGGUCCCCCUGAUCCCAUCCAUGGCACAGCACUUUACCAGAAAGUGAGAAACACAGCACAGGAAGUGGCUCGUUUACUUUUCACAGAUGCAGUUUCUGUCAAAAGCAGCAUAGCUCCUCACAGCAUAGCACCCCCGACUAUGGGUAUGGGGUCGGCAGGUUCCCUCAGGUCAGGGCUGCAAGGCUUUGGCUAUAGUCCAGGAAAGCAGGGAAUGGCAGGCAGCGACUCGCUCCUGGACAAGAUCCAGAAGGCUGCCGAGGUGGUCGCUAGCGCCGUCCUCCCCCCAGCGGAGCAGCAGGGCAUCCGUCUUCAUGACAACCAUUACCGUGCAGUCGUGGCUCCAUCGGCACCCAUAGAGGUGGCUGUGCCGGCGUGUGCCUAUAACCUGCCUAUCAGCAGAUCCAAAGCGGUGAGCCAGCGGUGCCCCGGGCAGGUGGGAGGUGGCUGGGAGGAAACUGACAGCAGCAACAACUCAUCCCACAACUCGUCUCAGGAGAUCACCACCAACAGCAGGACGUCCGUGUGCACGAGGAGCCAAUCAGGAGCCAGCAGAGAGAGCAGUGGGGACCUCUCAGAGAGGACUGAAGCUCUGCAGCUGGGUGACUGUGGUCAGGAGACGGCUCUCAUCAACAGACUGACCGAAGGCUCCAGAGUUUUUCUGACCAAGGAGGAGAGUCAGCACUUCCUCAAAGAGUGUUUCAUUCUGAACUGUGAGGUUGUGGUGGAGCUGCUCUCCAACAAGCUUCAAGAGUCCUCCUGCGCCAUUAGGAUGCGGGCUCUGUGUGCUGUAGCGUGCCUCAUGACCUCUGACCUCCUCUCUUUGGAGCAAAUCUUUGGAGCUACUCGGUGCAGACUUCAGCAGCUGAGCGAGGGACCUCCAGGACCCGUGGCAAACAAAGCUACCAAGAUCCUCAGGCAGUUUGAGGCUCUCAUGGGUGGAUCUCUACACUCUACCAGCCAACAGGCAGCAGCUACUCAGCUUCACACGUCCCACAGCUCCAACUUUAACCUGUAUCAGUGUGAAUCCUCAUCAGCAUCAGAUCAACCAUCUCCUCCUCGUGGUCCAGAACGGGCGUGGAGAUACUCCACUGAGGAGGACCACAGGGACAAGAACCUGGAAGAAUCAGAGGAAAACGGUGUGGAGACGAUCAGAGCUGCUGAUGUAAAACCAUCCCCUGGAAGUCCUGCGUCAAUCAGAGACAUUAUCUCUGAGCCUCCGAGCGUCCUGACUAACCAGAGCAGACCGUCUCUGUUCAGAGGAAUGGAGCUGGUGGCCAAAGGGAGGGUGCUGCAUGAAAGUGUCACAGAGUCACAUCAAACGGGCGGCAGCUCGGGGGGUGACCCCGAGGGUCGGUUAGACUCUCCUGUGAGUUGUGGUCAACCUGGAGAGGACGCCAUGUCUGGUUUUGGUCCAGUCACGGCUGGUCAAACACGGCCUGUGUCGGCGUUCGCAUUUCUCAACUUUUGACAACCAACCAUGCUCUUAGAGGGGCAAACCUUAAACAGUGAUGUCAUCGAUAGUUGUUUUAUCUUACAGCACCCAAACCUAAGUUGUGCCUGAUGUGCAUGUUUGUUAGCAGCAGUGUAGGGUUUAUGUGUAUUGUCAGAAACAGCAGAGAAAUGCACAGAUACAAACGUAUCAUGACAAGGACAGCGCUCCUUGUCCCCGAGGACUCGUUUAAAAGAGAGCAACAUGAUGAUCCAGAAGGUAAAGCCGAGGGGAAUGCUUCUAGCCCAACUCCACGCAAACUAAAUCAAAGAGAACAAGAACUCUGUUACGGUUUGUACCUGUGAGAGCUCAUUUUCAGCUUUUCCUUCAUUCAAAAGUAGAAUUAAACCCCUAAAAACGUCCGCUAACAAACAAAAGUGAGUCUUUGAGCUGCUUAUGUGGCUACAGUCCACUACUGGUUCUAGUUCAGACUGAAGGUCGUAUGCUGCCGCACAUUUAACUCUUGAUUUGUAAUUGGUAGAGAUGAUCCGAUCACGUUGUGUUUGCUCCCAAUCCGAUUUACCGGUAUUUGAUUUUGAGUACCUGCCAAUACUGAAUCCUAAUCUGAUUCUUUUCAGGAAAGCAUUAAAAUUUAAAAAAUAAUAAUUUUCAGGAAGCUGCAAGCAUUUUAGCAGAGGUGUGGGCUCGAGUCACAUGACUUGGACUCGAGUCAGACUCAGGUCAUUAUUUUAAUGACUUCUGACUUGACUUGAUCAAAUCUAUAAAGACUUACGACGACUCGGACUUGAAUGCCAAUGACUUGCGACUUGAAUCGACCUGCAUCUGUUGACUUGAUGAUGACUUGAGCAUAGUUGAUAUUUUAGCACAAAAGUGACACGACAUGGACAAAAAUCAUAAAUCAUUCUGGGUUUGGUCUUGUUCUGCUAACUGCAGCAGCACGUUGUUUAUAAUCAGUUUCAGUUGCACUUCCUGCUGUUUGAGCAAAUAAAUGAAGCUUUAAGAAGCUUUAUUUCUGGAAUUUAUUUAUUAUCGUUGUCGUUAACUUGAAGUUGGACAGAUGACUUGAUUAUGACUUGAAAAUUCAAAGUUAAGGACUUGGACUUGGUUGUCUUUGACUUGGACUUGACUCGAGACUUGACUGGAAAGACUUGUGACUUGCAAAGCAGUGACUUGGUCACAUCUCUGCAUUUUAGCUCUCCUUAAAAGGCACGUUAGCUCUGCGUUAGCCUGCUUGCUAACAGCUGCAUCUUGGUGUCUGAAUCCCUGCCUGCCGUAUAUGUGUGACCUACAGUGUUGUUUUCGUACAAGAAGCAAAUAAUACGGAUGUAGAGGAACUUAAAUGAAAACGAAGCUAUUGUUAUCCCAUUAUAAAAGCUUUGUCUCAGGAUGAAUUUAAAAUGUCAUGUUUGUUGUUUUAAAAGUUUAAAUCCAGUCUUUUCAUCCGGAUCCUUUUAAAAUCACGUGAUCGGACCCGAUUUCAGAUCAUGUGAUCAGAUCGGGGGCAUCCAUCGUAACUGGCUCUGACCUGACGAACCUUAAACAUGAUGUCUGUUAUAAAUCAAAACCAGAAUUGAGUUAGUAUUUAAAAGAAGUGGAAAACCAGAGAACAUUACUGCUGAAUGAGGCUGAUUAGCUUCAUUUGCAUCAAGACUUCGUUAGAAAUGUAAUGGAAACACAUUUACAGAUGCCAGCGUAGGAAAUGUAUAUAAAUGAGCCUAAAGCAAACCAACUGCUGAUCACAAUAAAUGUGAUCACCCUCUUAGCAGUGACUCAAAGUAUGAAUUAGGAAAACAGGAGUUUGGGGGGAGACUUAGGGAAUAGUACGAUGGAAGAACCCAUUUAAUCGGGGUUGUGUUCUACAACAAACCAAUGAAGAAGUGAAAGUGUCCUCAGGUGUGAUCAAUAGCCUGCUGACAGGGUUGUUUGACCUCCACGUGCUGCCCUCAGCCUCUGGUAGAAAAAUCUUUCACUCAGACCUUUGAAUGACCUUUGUCUUCCGUGUUUAUUUUAGUACCAAGCAAUCAUGUUGGCGGGACUUUGGUGGAUUACACUAUAUUUAUAUGUAUUACAUGUCUCCUGUUCUAGGGUCCAUGAUUUCUAACUAGUGGAGGAAUUAUUGAGCUAUCGUGUGAAAAAUCAGUGUUCGAUGCAACAUCAGAAAUAUUCACGUGUCAUAAAACGGCGUCGCCGCGACUCAGUUGUUUGAUGUUUUGUGACCUACUUGAGUGCAGUGUUGCCAUGUAGAGCCCCUACAUGUCCAGACUGCUGCUGGUUGUUUGGACAAUAAAACAAGCUGUUCUUGCUACAGCACCAACUGCUGCUCUAGUCUGCUUAAGGUGGCUGAAGGUCAUCAAAAGGUCUAAAGACUACAGAACAAUAAAAGAACAGGCUCAUCUCAUUUUCAGCACAAUGUAUUGGUCUAGUUAACCACCUGUUAACAAAUAUGGAUGCCAAAAGGCUUAUGACACACACACACACACACAGGUGUAAAAUGUAAACUACUGGUUAAAAGUUUAUUGUGGUUUUACAUGAAGCAGGCAGCAGAACCAGCUGUCAGCUCCUCACUUAAAGCUGGUAAGGUUUCUAAAACAUACGGUGAAACUGCGAAAAACUAGAAUCUGGUGUAAAAGUUCAUUUAUGUCACUAACUCAACUCAAAUGUGAAUCUAAUACAAAAACCUCACAACAUCUCCGACAAUUACAAUAUAGUGAAAAGGGUCAAUAUUCUAGACUCGGUGUGUAAAACUAAUGAGCUGAUGAAUCUAGAACACCAUGGUCCUCUGAGCUGAAAUAAACCUUUACACCACA